Messenger RNA from Marmota flaviventris (yellow-bellied marmot), 1006 nucleotides. RefSeq names its product olfactory receptor 4B1-like. Lineage: Eukaryota; Metazoa; Chordata; Mammalia; Rodentia; Sciuridae. Gene Ontology annotation, molecular function: G protein-coupled receptor activity; olfactory receptor activity. Gene Ontology annotation, biological process: G protein-coupled receptor signaling pathway. The record is from RefSeq and is a predicted model, not a curated record. Gene Ontology annotation, cellular component: membrane.
AUGGAAAUCAGAGCAAGUACAAAUAACGUGACUGAGUUAAUUAUCACUGGACUUUUCCGGGAUCCAGAGGUGCAGAGAGUGUGCUUUGUGUUGUUUCUCCCCGUGUACCUGGCCACCGUAGUGGGCAAUGGCCUCAUUGUUGUGACGGUCAGUGUCAGUAAGAGUCUGCGCUCCCCCAUGUACUUCUUCCUUGGCUACCUCUCCCUGGUGGAGAUCUGUUACUCCUCUACUGUGGUCCCUAAAUUUAUCAUGGACUUACUUGCCAAGGUUAAAACCAUCUCCCUGAAGGGCUGUCUGGCCCAGAUCUUCUUCUUCCACUUCUUUGUGGUCACUGAGAUCCUUUUGCUUAUGGUGAUGGCUUAUGACCGCUACGUGGCCAUCUGCAAGCCUCUUCAUUACAUGAACAUUAUGAGUCGUCAACUGUGUCACAUGCUGGUGGCUGGUUCCUGGCUGGGGGGCUUCAUUCACUCCAUAAUUCAGGUUCUCAACACCAUUAAUCUGCCCUUCUGUGGUCCCAAUGUGAUUGACCACUAUUUCUGUGACCUCCGUCCCUUAUUCAAGCUAGCCUGCAAGGACACCUUUGUAGAGGGGAUCAUUGUGUUGGCCAACAGUGGAUUAAUCUCCAUCUUUUCCGUAACCAUCUUGGUGUCGUCCUAUGCCAUCAUCCUGUUCAACUUGAGGAAACGCUCUGCAGAGGGGAGGCGCAAAGCCCUGUCCACCUGCGCCUCUCAUAUCACGGUUGUUGUCUUGUUUUUUGGACCUGCCAUCUUCAUCUACAUGCGGCCCGCCUCCACCUUCACUGGGGACAAACUAGUGGCUGUGGUCUACACGGUCAUCACCCCCAUGCUGAACCCCAUCAUCUACACACUCAGAAACGCAGAGGUGAAAAAUGCCAUGAGGAAGCUGUGGGGCCAAAAGGAGAACCCAGGGAUGGGAACACGAUAGAAAGAUGUACGUCUGAUUAUUGUGUGUUUGAAAUGGAUUUUCAGUGGGAUAUUUUAGUAUG